AUGUUCGGCACUCGCUCCCGUUCUCGCACAACGCGCCACACGACCCACCACUCGACUAGGACGCGCUCGACACACCAGCGCCGCGGGCUAUUCAAUCAUAAGAAGAACCCGAACCGCCGUGCAGCAGGGUACAAAGCUGCACUAUCGAACCCAAACACGACGCACGAAGGACGUAAACACGCCAAGCGCGAACUUAAGCGAAUGGGUCGCGGAAACGAGACACAUGUGUCCCUGGGAACCCGCAUCAAACGCGCUCUUGGAAUUCGGUCGACCCCUCGUCGGCACCAAUACUAA
Molecule: messenger RNA, 294 nt
Organism: Rhizoctonia solani
Lineage: Eukaryota; Fungi; Basidiomycota; Agaricomycetes; Cantharellales; Ceratobasidiaceae
Product: Conidiation protein 6
Exons: 3
Coding region: 1-294 (97 amino acids)
Source: RefSeq, a predicted model, not a curated record